Molecule: messenger RNA, 3406 nt
Organism: Paramisgurnus dabryanus
Lineage: Eukaryota; Metazoa; Chordata; Actinopteri; Cypriniformes; Cobitidae
Gene: tmem108
Product: transmembrane protein 108
Biological process (GO): retrograde axonal transport; dendrite extension; postsynaptic density organization
Cellular component (GO): endosome membrane; early endosome; axon
Source: RefSeq, a predicted model, not a curated record
UCCCAACAGCCGAUGCGCGGCAUCAUUUCAUCUCUCCGCAGAUCAUCUAACAGCAGCAGCCUGUUGCCCAGUCACGAUGAACAGUCUGAUGCGUUGACUAUGCUCUAAACAGGCCGUCCUGUGUUUUUUGGGGAGGUGGGGACUGGAGGCAGAGAUUUGGGGAGGGAUGAACUGACCGUUCCGCUCAUGUGACGGUCCGAUGCCGUGCGGUAAGCAUGUGCGCGUUGCGCGUUUGACUCGGACCGGUGACUUGGCGGCUUUGACGAGCAGGUUCGCCUGGAAGAAAGAGCUUUUGAAAUCCACAUCUCUAGGAGUCUUAAGGAUAUAAGGCAGAUUAACAUCAUGCUAUGCUACAGGGCUCUUUGAUCGUUUCUCAUCAUAUUAUUAUAAGAGAACCAUGAGCACUGUGGAGGAGGAACCGGACCACAUGAUACCAUGAAGAGAAGCCUGAAGGUCCUGCUCCACCAGCUGCUGAGUGUUUUCCUGAUUCUGUCGAUGCCAGUUGGGCUGGCGAUCUCCUCUGAGGAGCUUCACCCCAGCCGAACCCCUCUGGACCCUGUCUCAAUGUCAACAAGAAGCAUAACUCUUGCCACUCUCUCACCAAAGCCCUUAAACUGGCAAGAGGGUUCCAGCAGUGGUGAGCUGCAUGAACAAGCAUCGCCUCUUCUUGAAGGGUCUGCCAUCCGCACACUCCAGACACCGGAGACCACUGUACCUUCUGCCAAAGUCCCAGUUAUUGCUGUAACAGAGAGUGCAACACUUGGACUUCUUUCAAGGGACCAGACGGCAUUUCGAAUCCCUCAUUUGGAGAAAGUAGAUGCACCCAAACUGAGCUUUGGCACUUAUACUGACAGGCAGAGUACAAUCAGUAGCAAGCUACCAAACUGGCCCUCCAGUAGAAAACAAUCCACAAAUUCGGACUCUGGAUAUUCUUUUCUCUCAGGGACUGAAAGCAGUGUGGCCUCUGGUGAAACGUUCCCAGAGACUGGAAACAUGGGAGCGCAAAGGUCUGUCAAUCCCAUUCAUCAUCCAUCCUCGCUUCUAUCACCUUUAUCGUUUCCUGCUGCCAGAGCUCACAAAGGGCAAAGCGCCAAGGAGUUGGCUCCACAUCACAUUAUCACUUUGCGUGAUGUGUCUCAGACUGAGAACCCAACGCAACCUUUGGAUACGUUGGCACCAACUAAAAACCAGCCUCCUUCCCCAGCUCCGCCCUCCACACCCAAAACAACAUCCAACGUGACUUCUUUAGCAGAAAGCACUCUGGAAAACACUUCAGGUGGCAGCAAUGCAGCCACCAACACGACCGCCGAUUCUCUUCACCCGAUGGCUAAUGUCUCGGACAUUAUCAACAGCACUGAUGUCUCAUGGCCUGGAGCGAAUGACUCUAGCGUUGCAAAGACGCCCUCAACAGCGAGCGGGAGCUUCAUGAACAGGCAGGUUCCAGCCACCACGCAAGGCCCAUGGGAAUCUGGGAACCAGUCAGGUCCCGCACUGGUUCCUCCUCAUGAAAAAAAAACUAUCUGCCUGGACAAAAUGGACAUUGUGUGGUUGGUUCUUGCCAUUAGCGUGCCUGUUUCCUCAUGCUCCGUGCUGCUUACCGUAUGCUGUAUGAGGAGAAAGAGGAAGUCUGCCUCUCAGGAGAACAACUUGAGCUACUGGAAUGACGCUAUCACUAUGGAUUACUUCACUCGUCAUGCUGUGGAGCUCCCACGCGAGAUACAAUCACUGGAGACAGCUGAGGACCAAGAGACGUGUCUGCCCCCUAAUGGUGACUACAGCGACAGCGGUGUGGUUCUGGUUAACCCUUUUUGCCAAGAGACUCUUUUUAUCAACAGAGACAAAGCAUCUGACAUCUAAACAGCAUCACAUGAAAACAAAAUCAUCCCUUUUUUUUGCUUGCAUUUUUUAAGAAUAUACAUAAAUAUAUAUAUAUAUAAAUACAUAUAUGUGUAAACCUUCAGAGACUGUGGUUUAUAUAUUAAAAUGGUUUCAAGGCGCUGAAAGAAUAUGACAAAAAAGAUCAAAUGCUAUUUACUAUGAGGGGGGACCCUGCAUAUUUUUCUGAUGUGGAUUUUCUACAGACGGUUAAUUGUGAUAAGGGUUUUUAUGUCCUUUUGAAUAAAAAUCGUAAGUGUGGUUUCUGUUAGCUCCAGUGGCUUCGGUGAUGCGCAGAAUGCUGUGUGCCGUAAGGAUGUUCGUGUGACCCAUAACACUUAAUAUGAUUACUUAAAAAGCCUGCCGCACUUGAAUUCUGUAUGUAAGGGGAUGCCGGGGUAAGGGGCAUUGAUUCUGGGGGGUGUUUUGGAACAGGUCCACUGGGUUACCAUGGUAACCCUUGCUUUGCAUCUGAUGGAGAAAGUGUCACGAAAUUGUAAGUCACCAGCCGAAAGACAAAAUAUGUAAUGUCCCAUUCCUGCGUGCGUGUGCGUGUGUGUGUAUACAGUAUUUGUCCUGUUGCAUGCAUACUUCCUGAUUUGAGUUGUAUGUGUAUCUUUAAACAAAAAUCAAAUGGAAUUUCAUUCAUUUACACACUAUAAUUCUUAAUACAGUUGCACAAACAAUUAAAACAAAUGCUUAAAUGCCAAUGAAUUGCCUCAUACAGUACAAAGGCCUUUGUUUGGUAAUGUUACAGUACGUGCUCACGUUUCUUCAUUUCUGUUUGUGUGUGUUUGUGUUCAACGUCCAUGAACAGAACUAGCAUUAUAUAACUGUACUGCGAAUGCAUCCUGUUUUAGUAAACCAUUGUAUUUGUUUAUUUGCUAUGUCAUGCUCUGAAGAAAAUGGCACUAUUAUUGCUUAACAGGUUGGCUAAAUACAUAUUAUAAAUAUAUAUAUAUUUUGUUAGAAUAUGUUUUUUAGUAAAGGGUGUGAAUGUGUGUGCUUGUGUGGUUCUGUCUGUUUGUCUAUCUCUGUCCGUUGUGCGAGCAUUAAAAGAUGCUGUUUUAAGAGAAUAUAUGAGACCAAAAUGAAUUCCUUAUAUUUCUCCUUACUUCUCCAGUGCUUACUGCUGUAUUGUACAGUUUUUUAGAUGAAUGUUGAUAUCACUGGAUGUAAUAGCGUGUAAGUGUUAGAUAUAAAUGACAAAUUUUUAUUUUGUACUUUUGCCACUGACGUUGCUAUAUACUUUUUGAUCAUAACUUUUAUCAUACAUAUCACAUUUCCUGUGUGCUUAGAAUAUUUUUUAUAUAUAUUAUUUCAAUGUAUAUGUAGUUUUUCUUCGUUUCAUCCACUUAUAAUUGCUGUUUUUGUUUGUUUUUAUAGGCAUGAGUUUUAAAUAUGUAAGGAGAGAAAGAUAAUCGCUCAGUUGAAAAAAUGCUCCUGCAUAUUAUGAAUCAUGUCUAAUGUUUUUGUAGCACAUAAACUGUACUUUUUACUGCUGAGCAAUAAAAAUAAGCUUUAAAUGCUU